CCACCUGUCCACACAGCUUGUCUUAUCCAUAUUUACGGGUACGAGACUACCGAGCAGGCCCUCCCCCCCAUCUUAGCAACUGAGCUGUCAAUUUAUAAGGCAGGUAAUCGUCUUCACUUUCUUUGGGGCCCUUUUCACCGCCUAGCUCCAUGGGCAGUGGAGUAUGUAGCGCCUCCACCGUCACCAUCGCAGGCAACUCGACCUACACAGGGCCCUUUUCACCGCCUAGCUCCAUGGGCAGUGGAGUAUGUAGCGCCUCCACCGUCACCAUCGCAGGCAACUCGACCUACACAGGUUAGCUCUGUUUGUGAGUUUAUAAGAAAGGCAGUGUGA
Molecule: messenger RNA, 333 nt
Organism: Ilex paraguariensis (yerba mate)
Lineage: Eukaryota; Viridiplantae; Streptophyta; Magnoliopsida; Aquifoliales; Aquifoliaceae
Source: the annotation of a GenBank genome assembly